Molecule: messenger RNA, 1860 nt
Organism: Neltuma alba
Lineage: Eukaryota; Viridiplantae; Streptophyta; Magnoliopsida; Fabales; Fabaceae
Product: putative F-box/kelch-repeat protein At3g22730
Exons: 6
Coding region: 1-1719 (572 amino acids)
Molecular function (GO): protein binding
Source: RefSeq, a predicted model, not a curated record
AUGUCUCCUCCUUCCCUUUUGUUGUGGAAUCCAGUGAUUAGAGAGGUGAGGCAGAUCCCUAGAACUAUCAAUGAUUUUAAGGGUGACUGCAUUAUAGGAUUUGGAUUCAGUUCAGUUGUUAAUGAUUACAAGAUUGUGAGAGCUUAUAAGUCUGAUCUCGCUGUUAAUAGAGUGGAAAUGUAUUACGUAAACAAGGGUUCAUGGGAGAAAAUAAAAUUUGAGGACCUGAAGGGUGCAAGCCUUUUUCAUGACAAUGUCACUGUUAAUGUUCCUGUUUUGUCGCGGGAAGUUACAGGUGAUACGCUAGGGGAUGAAGCUGGGGCCGCCAAAGUAGUAACCGAAAGCUGCGUCUGCACUGGCAAUCGCGACACUGGAAUGAAGAUAGUAUCAAAUUCUCAAAAAUUUUUACGGUUAGCAUCAAUUAUUGACUGCGGUUUCGAUCCAAACAUGGUGGCGAUCAACGAACACAUGGAACACGGCACUAACACCUAUCAUCAAAUUCGUCGGGAUGAGGAUAGGGUUCACGACUUCUACGAAUUGGUAGGUCGUGAGGUUCCUGUAGCUAAACAUGGAGACUGGGCAAAACAUGUCUCCUUUCUUGAUGGCACUGAAGUGCUCAUCACUUUUGAUGAGCUCCCAAAAGAAAUCAUUGCAAACAUUCUCAAACGAAUCCCUGUCAAAUCCCUAAUCAGAUUCCAAUGUGUCUGUAAACAGUGGAAAAAUCUCUUCCAAACUCCAUCUUUCAUUGCAGACCACCUCCACCACCAUCGUCACGAUGAUACCCCUUCUCUUCUCUUACAGUCGAAUCACAGAGCUGAUUCUUUGAAGUUAUGUCUUGUCGAUGAAAAGAAGCGAGUCUGUGAAUUUCAGAACCCACCUUUGAUCGAUUCGUUGCGAAGUGCUAACGUAAUCGGCUCUAGUAAUGGCUUGCUUUGUGUUGAAUUCGAUGAAUUUGGUAUGUCUCCUCUUUCCCUCUUGUUGUGGAAUCCAGCUACUAGAAAGGUGAGAAAGAUACCUAGAACUCUCAAGUAUUUUAAAGGGAAAUGCGUUUUAGGAUUUGGGCACUGUCAAAUUAUUAAUGAUUAUAAGAUUGUGAGAGUUUAUGAAUUUGGUCUCGAGGUUAAGAGAGUGGAAGUGUAUUCCUUAAACACAGAUUCAUGGAAGAAAAUAAAAUUUGAGAACUUGAAGGGUAUAAGACUUCUUCAUGAAACUAUCGCCGUUAAUGGUACUAUGUUUUGGCAUGGGUCAGAAAAUUUGAUAGUGUCAUUUGACAUAGCAAAAGAAGAGUUUAGAUUGAUACCAAUGCCUCUGAGAUACCCUCAAGCACGUACUGUGCUUACAGUUUAUGAGAACAAACUGGCUAUGUUUUCUAUCAAUGCCACGUACGGUGCCCCUCUAUUGUGGGUGAUGAAGGAGGGCACAGGUGCAUGUAAGGAGAGAUGGAGUUGGACCAAGAAAUAUUGGAUCCAUCUAUACUCAGGUUCAGAGACGGUUUGGAGGGAUGACAUUAUCUACAACUUCAAUAUUGAAAUAAUGCCUAAACUCCGAAAGCUUAUUGGAUCCGAACUCAUUCAUGAAGUGGAGGAUGGUAGAUUAUCGGAUGUUUUGUUCACGUCCUAUGUAAAUCCUAAAGAAGUUGCUACCUGCAAAUGUGGCCAUGGUCCUCAUAUUUUCAAUCACGUGGAAAGUCUUGCACUAGUUGGACGCCAUAAAUCUUAAUUAUUGCAUUAUAGAUUUACUUUGUUUUGGCACUUUUUGGUUUAGAUCAUUCUGUGUGCAGGGCUUGAUGACCCUUUUCAGAAACUCUGUGAUGGAUUUGUGCAAUUCAUUCAUAGCAAAAGUAACUACAUAUGCUUUCAA